Molecule: messenger RNA, 2769 nt
Organism: Hordeum vulgare subsp. vulgare (domesticated barley)
Lineage: Eukaryota; Viridiplantae; Streptophyta; Magnoliopsida; Poales; Poaceae
Product: indole-2-monooxygenase-like
Exons: 3
Coding region: 1019-2584 (521 amino acids)
Molecular function (GO): monooxygenase activity; heme binding; iron ion binding
Source: RefSeq, a predicted model, not a curated record
AUUAUUCUCUCUCAACUAAAGAUCAAUACUUAAUAACAAGAUAUCGUGGAUGAAGUAGCAAAAAAAGAAAACGAAGGUGCGUCUACUCUCAAACUUGGGCCAAUAUAACCGUAUAUGUGUGACCACUCAUCAUAACGGUGCUAAAUUUUCUCCACAUUUAGUCAAGCUUCGAUAUUUGUUAAUAGGUAUAAUGGAGAAAAUUCGAACACAAGAUAAAUGGUAAUACAAAAAUUGACUAUCUAUAAGGUAAAACUUCAUCCUAUACACACACACAUGCAUCUAUGCACGCACGCACGCAUAUCAAAAUGCUCAGAAAAUUGGAAAAAUAUCAGGUUCUUUCAUCCUUGGGGUACUCCUGGUGCUUCAAACUAAAAAAAAAAGAAUCUUCAAUGUUUAAAAACAUUAUGAAAAAAAUGUGAAUGUUCACAAGGAAUGUAACUACAACUGCUAAAAAAUUCAGGACAACACUCGAAGUGCACAUUAAUAAACAAAAAUAGUGAAAUUCGUAAUAAACAAAAAACAAUUCAGAUAUGAAUAGUGGCAAUGUUGAUUUGCCCUUUUUUACACUAUUCAUGAUAGAUCACAUUUUUGUUUGAACAUUGACAGUUUUUUGGAUUUCCUUCAAAUAUUGAAAAAUGCUUUUGGAAUUUGAAGCACUGAAAGUAUCCAAAAAUGAGAGUAUAUGUGAUGAAGAGAAGAGCAAUCAGAGAAACGAAUGGACAGGGAGGAGAUAAGGAUGCACGUGGGUGCGACGUCCCAUGCAGAAGACGUGCGUGUGUGGAAGGCGACCGGCGCGUGGCUCGGCCGAUCGGUGGGCACCACUUGGAGUUUUCUGAAUAAUUAUGGACUCAAAUUGAUGUCUUGCUCUUGCUGCAAUCUCAUUUUUUUUCAUUGAUUGCAAAUUUUUGUUGAUAGCUUACCAAGCUGAAGCUAUAAACUCAGCUGAGUUGCUGUGUAGAAGAAACAAUCAGUGAAGCAUCCUCUCCUCUCGUCUAGGACAAAGCAUUGCGCGGCUGUGAUGGUUUAUCCGUUGCAUGGCAUCCAUGAGCUGGUCUUUGUCCUGCUCCUCUGCCCUCUUCUUGUCCUCCUGGCCGUGCGCCGCCUCGCGACGCCGUCGACGGCCGCGGCCACCGCGAGAGCCAGGGAAGAGCUGCUGAGCAGGCUGCCUUCCCCCGGCAGCAGGCUCCCCGUCAUCGGCCACCUGCACCUCAUCGGCUCCCUCCCGCACAUCUCCCUCCGCGACCUCGCCGCCAAGCAUGGCCGUGACGGCCUGAUGCUCCUCCGGCUUGGCGCCGUCCCGACGCUCGUCGUCUCGUCGCCGAGCGCUGCCCAGGCCGUGCUGCGCACGCACGACCACGUCUUCGCGUCCCGGCCCUACUCCCUCGUCAGCGAAAUCCUCUUCUACGGCCCCUCGGACGUCGCCUUCAGCCCCUACGGCGAGCACUGGCGGCAGGUUAGGAAGAUCGCCACCACGCACCUUCUCACCAACAAGAAGGUCCGCUCCUACCGCCAUGCCCGCGAGCACGAGGUGAGAUUGGUUGUGGCCAAGAUCCGCGAUGUGGCCUCAAAAUGCACCGCCAUCGACAUGAGUGAGCUUCUCAAUGCCUUCACUAAUGACAUUGUGUGUCAUGCUGUGUCCGGCAAGCUUUUUAGGGAACGGGGACAUAACAAACUCUUUCGAGAGCUCGUCGAGGCCAACUCAUUGCUCCUAGGAGGAUUCAACCUGGUGGACUACUUCCCCAGGUUGGUGCAGAUGGACAUCAUCAGGAGGAUGGUUUGCGCUAAGGCCCAGAAGGUGAAUAAGAUGUGGGAUAACCUGCUCAAUAGUAUCAUCGACGAGCAUGCAAGAAAGUCGGUGCCAGAACACAACAACGAGGACAACGACUUCAUUGAUGUGUUGCUUUCUAUCCAACAAGAGUACAAACUCACAAGAGACCAUAUUAAGGCUCAGUUAGAGAUCAUGUUUGAAGCUGGCACAGAUACAUCAUUCAUAGUGUUGGAAUAUGCGAUGGUACAGCUCAUGCAAAACCCCCACCUCAUGAACAAGCUACAAGCCGAGGUGAGGAGCACUAUAACCAAGGGGAAAGAAAUGGUUACCGAAGCUGAUCUCGAUAGUUUGGCAUACCUAAAGGCGGUGAUCAAAGAGACACUCAGGCUCCAUAUGCCUGGGCCACUCCUCGUACCCCACCUCUCCAUGGCCGAGUGUAACGUAAAUGGAUACAUUAUACCAUCAGGAAUACGUGUCAUCAUCAAUAGUUGGGCUCUUGCAAGGGACCCUGGUAGUUGGGAGCAUGCAGAUGAGUUCAUGCCUGAGCGGUUUAUGGAAUGUGGCAGCGCCGCAACUAUGGACUAUAAGGGAAAUGACUUCUCAUACUUGCCAUUUGGGACCGGACGAAGGAUUUGUCCAGGUAUCAACUUUGCGAUUGCGACCAUUGAAAUCAUGCUUGCGAAUCUCAUAUACCACUUCAAUUGGAAGCUACCAACAGAGUUAAUGGAAGAUGGCAUCAGUAUGACCGAAUUAUUUGGGAUGACGGUGCAUCGGAAGGAGAAGCUCCUUCUUGUUCCCGUAGUGCCACGACAAUAAAACAUUGGUCAAUUGUAUGGUGUGCGGCAUUUAGACUUCUUAUUAAGCACGAAUGUCAUCAAUAAUUGAAGAAAACAUUGCAUUAAAAUUAUUAUCAUAUUCAAGAGUAGAAAAUAACACUACUACAUAAAUGCUCAUAUUUGAUGUUUGUUAUAUGUGAAUUGUCAGCCAAAGUGUUCUUCUUA